UGCUGUGUUAAGGACGACUAAAAUUCAUAUCUACCAACACACACACACUGACGGAAGAGGAGCAAAGUCUGGAUUUUACCCCAAGAAGGGAAUUACAUUAUCCUUUCUUUCAUUGUCUUCUCGUUUCCUUUUGACAUAACAAAGCAGUAUGUCUCAGAAAGGGACGAAGGGAGGACAAGACAACAGGCCGCCCUCUGCUGGAGGCACAUCCUCCCAGCCCUCCUCGGCUCACGGUACCCCGCUCCGCUCGUCGAUGCGGAGGUCCCAUGGGGAGUCCCAGAAGGGAGGAGUCUUGCUGGAAGCGGACGACCCCCAGUCGCACAGGAAGAGUCGGACCAGCAGCCAAAGCUCUGUGUCAGCCGCCUACGUGCUCUACCUCAACAAACUGUUUGGACAGGACAGGGAGCUGAUGCCAGAGGAGCUAGAUGAGCUGCAUGUGGCCUUUAAAGAGUUUGACUACGACGGUGACGGCUACCUGCACUACAAAGAUGUGGCAGACUGCAUGAGGACCAUGGGGUAUAUGCCCACAGAGAUGGAGCUCAUCGAGAUCGUCCAGCAGAUCAAGAUGAAAUGGGGGGGUCAUGUGGACUUUGAUGAUUUCUGUGAGCUCAUGGGUCCUAGGAUGCUGGCAGAGACGGCACACAUGGUUGGCCUCAGGGAACUGCGCUGCGCCUUCAAACAGUUUGACUUUGAUGGUGAUGGGCGCAUCACCAUCGAGGAGUUGAAGGAGGCCAUGAAGUCCCUGUUGGGGGAGAAGCUGAAGAAGGGAGAGCUGGAGGAGAUCCUGGAAGACAUUGACCUCAACAAGGAUGGAACCAUUGACUUUGAUGAGUUUGUCAUGAUGCUGUCAGCACGAUGACCUGAAAACGUCCAACACUCACAGGAAGCUGAAUGGCUGAUCUUCAGAAAUGGGCAAACAUGUCCAGUCAACGUCCUGCUAUAUUGUGCAUAACUGUUCUAUAGAACAAUGAAGGUUACAUAUUUUAAUGUCAAUCUCUUUUUAUAGCAUGUUUUUUUUCCCACAAGAAAAUGGUUAAGUAAUAUUAGAGGGCGAAAGGUGAGUUAUGAAACCAGUGUUAGGUAUUAUUGGUGAAUCAGUAUCGCCCCCAUGUGGUAGAACAGCUACUUUACAGCUCUGGGAUCAUAAGUGGCUUGAUGAAAUAAGACCUUUAGUCUACAAAAAGUUUAUUGAUAUAUAUGAUCCCGACACAAUAAACAC
Osmerus eperlanus (European smelt) is the source of this 1219-nucleotide messenger RNA. RefSeq names its product calcium binding protein 4 (gene cabp4). The coding region runs from base 149 to 859 and encodes 236 amino acids. NCBI's taxonomy places the organism in Eukaryota, Metazoa, Chordata, Actinopteri, Osmeriformes, Osmeridae. Gene Ontology annotation, cellular component: cytoplasm. The transcript is spliced from 8 exons. Gene Ontology annotation, biological process: regulation of voltage-gated calcium channel activity. The record is from RefSeq and is a predicted model, not a curated record. Gene Ontology annotation, molecular function: calcium channel regulator activity; calcium ion binding.